UUUAUAUGACUGACUGGCUGCUAAUCCUGUAUAUAGCAUUAACCCACUUAAUUGUUUUUUACUCCUCCCUUUCUUAAAACUGCCUCUAAAUUGGAGACCUCGCCUUGCAAAGGGCGGUUACACAUUUGUCUGCCUGGUGAAUCUCGUGUAAUCUUUCUGAAUUAAACUAGCGACUGUUACUCUUUUGUGUGGAUGUAAGAGCCAUUAGUGCUGGGUGGUAAUAGGAACACUUAAACCUAUGGAACAAGCAGCAGGAGUUAAGUAUUUCCUGAAUUAAAAUCUGUGUGUAGGUGGCAUUUUGCUGCUGUAAGAGCAGAUACAACCCCCUAAAGCCUAUAUUUAUUAUAUUUUCCCCUAGAUUUUUCUCUGAGUUAUGCAGUAAAUAAGAUGCCUUCCCUGCAAUCUUGGCAAAAAGGGCUACUGGGAAGAGGGAUGGAUGAGUGGGAGUUGCAUAGUUGCAUAGUGAUCCUCGGCCGCUGCUUUGUCUUAUCUUUUAUUUUUGAGACUGUAGACUGCUUCCUUAGUGGUGCUUGAGAUGACAGAGUCACUUUUUCUUAUGAAUUCUGGUCGUUUAAGCACAUGCUGAAGCAAAUGCUGAAGUUGAGUGCGUCUGAAGCAGGCUGCUGAAAACGGUGUGCACUGAGAUACUGCUCUUGCUGGUGAGUUUGGUUGGUAUUUUAGGCUUCAGGGUUGCCAAUAAACUCACAGCUCAUCCUGCUGCAUCAUCCUCGAGCCUCGUGCCGUCUCCGGCUGCCGCUUGCCAGGCUUCAAAACGGUUUUGCAGCUCUGGGCAGCCGGGGCCAGGGCUGGGCCUCUCUGCUCCAGCACAAGUGACCAGAGGACCUGGGAUCUUGGCAGCACUCCUGGAAAAAGGUGCCUUUUUCCAUCGUUUCUUCCCAAGAACAGCCUCUUGAUGCCUUGGCUAGGUGAAUUCCUUGAGUGACUUUCUCUUCCCGUGGCAAUGAAGCUUUGGGUCUUUAUGCCUUGCCUGCGUGUCUGUUAAGCCCUGGCAGGGCUGUGGGCUUUCCUGUGGCAGGGCAGGGAGCUCUGAAACUUCUACUCGUUUUUGGGAUGCUUCCAGAAAGGCUGGAGGCAGCUGAUAACAGAGAAACCAUGGCGAGCCCUGCAAAGGAUAACUAUCGAAUGAAGAGUUAUAAGAAUAAAGCUCUAAAUCCUGAGGAAAUGCGACGGAGAAGGGAAGAGGAAGGCAUCCAACUGCGCAAACAGAAGCGAGAACAACAGCUCUUCAAAAGGAGAAAUGUGGAACUGAUUAAUGAAGAUGCUUCCAUGUUUGAUAGCCUUCUUGUGGACUCCUAUGUCAGUUCCACAACAUGUGGGGAGGGAGUGAUUACAAGAGAGAUGGUAGAGAUGCUUUUCUCAGAUGACCCUGAUCUACAGCUAGCAACCACCCAGAAAUUCAGGAAGCUACUGUCCAAAGAGCCAAAUCCUCCAAUAGAUGAAGUGAUAAACACUCAGGGAGUGGUGGACAGAUUUGUGGAAUUCCUGAAAAGAAGUGAAAAUUGCACACUACAGUUUGAAGCGGCCUGGGCACUGACGAAUAUUGCAUCAGGAACCUCCCAACAAACAAAGAUAGUAAUUGAGGCUGGGGCCGUUCCUAUUUUUAUAGAGCUGUUAAACUCUGACUUUGAGGAUGUUCAAGAACAGGCUGUCUGGGCAUUGGGCAACAUUGCUGGAGACAGCUCUGUGUGUAGAGAUUAUGUCCUUAACUGCGCUAUUCUUCCUCCCUUGUUAAUGCUUCUUACGAAGUCCACCAGGUUGACGAUGACACGAAAUGCUGUCUGGGCCUUGUCGAACUUGUGCAGAGGAAAGAAUCCACCACCUGAAUUUGAUAAGGUAUCUCCCUGCCUGCCAGUGUUGUCCCGAUUAUUAUUCAACAGUGACUCUGACUUGCUGGCAGAUGCAUGCUGGGCUCUUUCCUAUUUAUCAGAUGGCCCAAAUGAGAAAAUCCAAGCAGUUAUCGACUCUGGUGUGUGUAGACGACUGGUGGAGCUGUUAAUGCACAAUGACUACAAAGUGGCCUCCCCAGCUUUGCGAGCCGUCGGCAACAUCGUGACCGGAGAUGACAUCCAGACCCAGGUGAUUUUGAACUGCUCAGCACUGCCUUGUCUCCUUCACUUAUUAAGCAGUCCUAAGGAGUCAAUUAGGAAAGAAGCCUGCUGGACAAUUUCUAACAUCGCAGCAGGAAACAGAGCGCAAAUACAGGCAGUCAUAGAUGCAAACAUUUUCCCGGUGCUGAUAGAAAUCUUACAGAAAGCAGAGUUCCGUACACGGAAAGAGGCAGCGUGGGCUAUUACAAAUGCAACGUCAGGAGGAACACCAGAGCAGAUCAGAUACCUGGUGAACUUGGGUUGUAUCAAGCCCCUUUGUGACCUGCUGACUGUCAUGGACUCAAAGAUUGUUCAGGUGGCACUGAAUGGCCUGGAGAACAUACUGAGGCUUGGGGAGCAGGAGGCUAAUCAGAGCGGGACAGGCAUCAACCCUUACUGCAGCCUGAUCGAGGAGGCCUACGGCUUGGAUAAGAUAGAGUUCCUGCAGAGCCACGAGAACCAGGAGAUCUACCAGAAGGCCUUCGACCUGAUUGAGCACUACUUUGGAGUAGAGGAUGACUCCGCUCUAGCUCCCCAGGUAGACGAGAACCAGCAGCAAUUCAUCUUCCAGCAACCUGAAGCCCCCAUGGAAGGUUUCCAGCUAUAAUGUGCCCAGAGGGGCAAGGAACACCACAAACUUGCCAAGAAGCAACUGGGAACAGCUGAUGGUCCCACCCCUCCUCCUUGCAAAUGGAAGGCUAAACACCCACUCCACCUGUUAGGAAACAAUUCUUCCUUCAGAAACAACUAGAAGCAGUGCUUUGUCCUCAUGGAGAGAAGGGGAUGUUCUUACACUUAUUUUUUUUUUUCUUUUUGCUGCUGCAUAUGUGUCUUUAAAGCAGGCAUCUGGGUGGAGGAAGGACACUGAGGUAACAGAUUGCACCUCUUUCUUUUUUUGGUGGUCUCUCCCAAAUGUCACUUUUUACCUCGGGUACUUAAUUGGAAAUUUCAGCAUUGGGUUGGGUAAGAACACAAGUAGAAAGUAAGCAUUCUGACAGCAGUAAUUCUGAAAACCCGGGUUGAUCUAUUUAAUUUUUUUGCACAUGUUACUCUUUAUUAAAGACUCUAAUUUGCCAAGAGCCAAGUUUAGCCCUGGCCUUUCUGCGACCCUCCUUCAGGGGACAGUCCUGUU
Messenger RNA from Nothoprocta perdicaria, 3240 nucleotides. RefSeq names its product karyopherin subunit alpha 6 (gene KPNA6). Gene Ontology annotation, biological process: NLS-bearing protein import into nucleus. Lineage: Eukaryota; Metazoa; Chordata; Aves; Tinamiformes; Tinamidae. The record is from RefSeq and is a predicted model, not a curated record. The transcript is spliced from 15 exons. Gene Ontology annotation, cellular component: nucleoplasm; cytoplasm; nucleus. The coding region runs from base 1072 to 2715 and encodes 547 amino acids. Gene Ontology annotation, molecular function: nuclear import signal receptor activity; protein binding.